AUGGCCAAAUACGAAUGUACUGCAGAAGUGACUAGCUUUUUAACUGAACUUCCAAAAUGUGAACACCAUUUGCACUUGGAAGGUACGCUAGAACCUGAAUUAUUGUUCCCAUUGGCCAAGCGUAAUGGAAUUGUUUUGCCUGAUAACUUUCCUAAGGAUGCAGAGGAGUUACAGAAGAUUUACAGCAAUUUUGCCGACUUGCAAGACUUUUUGAACUACUACUACAUUGGAUGCAACGUUCUAAUUAGUGAGGACGAUUUCUUUGAACUAGCCUGGAGCUACUUCAAGAGAGUUAGUUCUCAAGGUUUGAAACAUGCAGAGGUCUUCUACGACCCUCAAUCUCAUACUUCUAGAGGCAUCUCCCUGGAAACUGUUACUCGUGGUUUCCAGAGAGCCUGUGAGAAGGCACAAAAAGAAUUCAACAUCAGUUCCAAAUUGAUUAUGUGCAUGUUGAGACACUGUCCUGUUGAAGAAUGUUUGGAUUUGGUCAAAAGUGCUAAGACUUUGAUUGAGAACAAUGUUAUCUCUGGGUUAGGUCUUGACUCUGCUGAGAAGCCAUUCCCACCAGAACUCUUCGUUGAGUGUUACCAACUUGCAAAGAGUUACAACUCAAAUUUACAACUCACUGCACAUGCUGGUGAAGAAGGUGGUCCAGACUAUGUGAAGAACUCAUUAGACUUGUUGGAAACUACCAGAAUUGACCACGGUGUUAGAAGUAUUGAGGAUAAGGAAUUGAUCAAGAGAUUAGCUGACCAGAAGACUAUGUUGACUGUAUGUCCUUUAUCCAACGUUAAGCUACAAGUUGUUAAGGAUGUUUCGGAACUUCCAUUGCAAGAACUUUUGGACAACAAUGUUCCUUUCUCCAUUAACUCUGAUGAUCCAGCCUAUUUUGGAGGUUAUAUUCUACAAAACUAUCUAGAAGUUUACACAAGAUUUGGCUGGACAAAGGCUGUCUGGGCCAAAAUUGCCAAGCAAAGUAUUGAAGGCUCAUGGUGUGAUGCUAAGAGAAAGGCGGAACUUCUAGCUGAGGUUGAGGCAGUUGUUAACAAGUAUCCAAACUUGUCAUGA
Molecule: messenger RNA, 1068 nt
Organism: Kluyveromyces marxianus DMKU3-1042
Lineage: Eukaryota; Fungi; Ascomycota; Saccharomycetes; Saccharomycetales; Saccharomycetaceae
Gene: AAH1
Product: adenine deaminase
Exons: 1
Coding region: 1-1068 (355 amino acids)
Biological process (GO): hypoxanthine salvage; adenine catabolic process; purine ribonucleoside monophosphate biosynthetic process
Cellular component (GO): nucleus; cytosol
Molecular function (GO): adenine deaminase activity
Source: RefSeq, a predicted model, not a curated record